This is a messenger RNA of Trichosurus vulpecula (common brushtail), 13147 nucleotides long. RefSeq names its product CUB and sushi domain-containing protein 1-like. The record is from RefSeq and is a predicted model, not a curated record. NCBI's taxonomy places the organism in Eukaryota, Metazoa, Chordata, Mammalia, Diprotodontia, Phalangeridae.
AUGUGUGGAAUAACUGCAGACAUGACUACGUGGAGGAAGACCAAGUCGCUGCCGCUGCUGUUGCUAAUGCUGUUGCCGCUCCUGCUGCUUCUGGGCGCUGGGCUUGUCACUGCAGCGAAGGGUCAAAACUGUGGAGGAUUAGUCCAGGGUCCCAAUGGUACUAUUGAAAGCCCAGGAUUUCCUCAUGGCUAUCCAAACUAUGCCAACUGCACAUGGAUCAUUAUCACUGGAGAACGGAAUAGGAUACAAUUGUCAUUUCAUACAUUUGCUCUUGAAGAAGAUUUUGAUAUUUUAUCCAUUUAUGAUGGACAGCCACAGCAGGGCAAUUUAAAAGUCAGAUUAUCUGGAUUUCAGCUGCCAUCAUCUAUAGUGAGCACAGGAUCUAUACUUACUCUCUGGUUCACUACAGACUUUGCUGUGAGUGCUCAAGGUUUCAAAGCCCUUUAUGAAGUGCUACCUAGCCACACAUGUGGAAAUCCUGGGGAAAUACUUAAGGGAGUCCUCCAUGGAGCCAGAUUCAACAUAGGAGAUAAAAUUCGAUACAGCUGCCUUUCUGGAUAUGUCUUAGAAGGUCAUGCUAUGCUUACCUGCAUAGUUAGUCCUGGCAACGGUGCAUUAUGGGAUUUUCCAGCUCCAUUUUGCAGAGCUGAAGGCGCUUGUGGUGGAACUUUGAGAGGGACGAGUGGUGCCAUUUUUAGCCCUCAUUUCCCUUCAGAAUAUGACAACAAUGCUGACUGCACAUGGACAAUUCUUGCUGAGCCUGGAGAUACCAUUGCUUUGGUCUUUACUGACUUCCAGCUAGAAGAAGGUUAUGAUUUCUUAGAGAUCAGUGGGACAGAAGCACCAUCAAUAUGGCUGACUGGCAUGAAUCUUCCUUCUCCUGUUAUCAGUAGCAAGAAUUGGUUAAGACUCCAUUUCACAUCUGACAGUAACCAUCGACGAAAAGGAUUUAAUGCUCAGUUCCAAGUGAAAAAAGCAAUUGAGCUGAAGUCAAGAGGAGUCAAGAUGCUCCCCAACAAGGACAAUAACCAUAAAAAUUCUGUCUUGACUCAAGGGGGUGUUGCUUUAGUGUCUGACAUGUGUCCUGAUCCUGGAAUUCCAGAAAAUGGAAGGAGAACAGGUUCUGACUUCAGGGUGGGGGCAAAUGUCCAGUUCUCCUGUGAAGAUAAUUAUGUGCUUCAGGGUUCUAAGAGCAUAACAUGUCAGAGAGUCACGGAGACACUAGCAGCAUGGAGUGACCACCGGCCAAUCUGUCGUGCUAGAACAUGUGGUUCCAAUCUCCGUGGACCAAGUGGGAUCAUUACAUCACCUAAUUAUCCAGUUCAGUAUGAAGACAAUGCACACUGUGUGUGGGUCAUCACUACAACAGAUCCAGAAAAGGUCAUCAAGCUUGCCUUUGAAGAGUUUGAACUGGAAAGAGGCUAUGACACUCUAACAGUAGGGGAUGCUGGGAAAGUAGGUGACACUAGAACAGUGUUAUAUGUACUCACUGGAUCUAGUGUACCUGAUCUUAUCGUGAGUAUGAGCAAUCAAAUGUGGCUACACCUCCAGUCUGAUGACAGCAUUGGCUCCCCUGGUUUUAAAGCUGUUUACCAAGAGAUUGAUAAGGGAGGAUGUGGUGAUCCUGGAAUUCCAUCUUAUGGGAAAAGAACUGGCAACAGUUUCCUACAUGGAGAUACUCUUACUUUUGAAUGUCAGGCAGCUUUUGAAUUGGUGGGAGAGAGAGUUAUCACAUGUCAACAGAAUAACCAGUGGUCUGGCAACAAACCCAGCUGUGUUUUUUCCUGUUUCUUCAACUUCACUACUCCAUCGGGUAUUAUUCUUUCACCGAACUAUCCUGAGGAGUACGGCAACAAUAUGAAUUGUGUUUGGUUAAUUAUAUCUGAGCCAGGAAGUAGAAUUCAUCUCAUUUUUAAUGACUUUGAUGUGGAACCUCAGUUUGACUUUCUUGCUGUCAAAGAUGAUGGGAUGUCUGAUGUAUCAGUUCUUGGCACUUUUUCUGGAAAUGAAGUACCUUCCCAAUUGGCCAGCAGUGGUCACAUCGUACGCUUGGAGUUCCAAUCAGAUCAUUCCACAACAGGGAGAGGUUUCAAUAUCACUUACACUACAUUUGGUCAGAAUGAAUGUCAUGACCCUGGCAUUCCUAUAAAUGGAAGGCGUUUUGGUGAUCGAUUUCUCUUAGGAAGUUCUGUUUCUUUCCAUUGUGAUGAUGGCUUUGUCAAAACUCAAGGAUCAGAGUCCAUAACCUGCAUCAUGCAGGAUGGAAAUGUUGUUUGGAGCUCUACUGUUCCACGUUGUGAAGCACCAUGUGGCGGGCAUUUGACAGCAUCCAGUGGGGUUAUUUUACCACCAGGAUGGCCAGGAUAUUAUAAAGACUCUUUAAAUUGUGAAUGGGUCAUUGAAGCAAAACCAGGACAUUCCAUCAAGAUCACUUUUGAUAGAUUUCAGACAGAAGUCAAUUAUGAUACUUUAGAAGUUCGAGAUGGACCAGCUAAUUCAUCACCUCUGAUAGGAGAAUACCAUGGGACCCAAGCACCACAGUUCUUGAUCAGUACUGGCAACUACAUGUACCUACUAUUCACUACGGACAACAGUCGUUCAAGCGUUGGAUUUCUCAUUCACUAUGAAAGUGUAACACUAGAGUCAGAUUCCUGCCUUGAUCCAGGGAUCCCUGUGAAUGGUCAUCGCCAUGGUAAUAAUUUUGGCAUCAGGUCUACAGUGACUUUCAGUUGUGACCCAGGAUAUACAUUAAGUGAUGAGGAGCCACUUGUAUGUGAAAGGAACCAUCAAUGGAAUCAUGCACUGCCAAGCUGUGAUGCUCUAUGUGGAGGCUACAUUCAUGGGAAGAGUGGAACUGUACUUUCACCAGGGUUUCCUGAUUUCUAUCCAAACUCUCUAAAUUGUACCUGGACUAUUGAAGUGUCUCAUGGAAAGGGUGUUCAAAUGAUUUUUCACACUUUUCACCUGGAAAGCUCUCAUGAUUACCUGCUGAUUACAGAAGAUGGAAGUUUCACAGAGCCUGUUGCCAGGCUUACUGGUUCCGUGCUACCCCAUACAAUUAAAGCUGGUCUAUUUGGAAACUUCACUGCACAGCUUCGGUUUAUAUCCGAUUUCUCAAUUUCUUAUGAGGGCUUCAAUAUCACAUUUUCAGAAUAUGACUUGGAACCAUGUGAUGAUCCAGGUGUUCCUGCUUUCAGCCGAAGAAUUGGUUUUCACUUUGGAGUUGGGGAUUCUCUGACUUUUUCCUGCUUCCCAGGAUAUCGUUUGGAAGGUGCAACUAAGCUUACCUGCCUGGGUGGGGGCCGUCGUGUGUGGAGUGCACCUCUGCCAAGGUGUGUGGCUGAAUGUGGAGCAAGUGUUACUGGAAAUGAAGGAACAUUACUGUCUCCAAAUUUUCCAUCGAACUAUGACAACAACCAUGAGUGCAUCUAUAAAAUUGAAACUGAAGCUGGAAAGGGAAUUCAUCUUAGAGCCCGAAGCUUUCAGCUCCAUGAAGGAGAUGUGCUGAAGGUUUUUGAUGGAAAAGAUAGUGCCUCACGCCCUCUGGGAGCCUUUUCUAAAAAUGAACUGAUGGGAUUGAUCCUCAAUAGCACAUCUAACCACUUGUGGAUGGAAUUCAAUACAAAUGGAUCAGACACUGACCAAGGAUUUCAGCUAACUUAUACAAGUUUUGAUCUAGUAAAAUGUGAAGAUCCGGGAAUCCCAAAUUACGGCUACAAGAUUCGAGACGAAGGGCAUUUUACUGACACCCUCGUCCAGUACAGCUGUAAUCCUGGGUAUGCGAUGCAUGGGAGUAGCACCAUGACCUGCCUGAGUGGAGACCGCAGAGUGUGGGACAAGCCUUUGCCUUCUUGCAUUGCUGAAUGUGGUGGUCAAAUCCAUGCUGCCACAUCUGGGCGGAUUUUGUCUCCAGGUUACCCAGCACCUUAUGAUAAUAAUCUUCAUUGCACAUGGAUCAUAGAGGCAGAUCCAGGGAAGACCAUCAGUCUCCAUUUCAUUGUUUUUGACACUGAAAUGGCUCAUGACAUACUCAAGGUUUGGGAUGGUCCAAUAGAUAGCAACAUUUUCCUGAAAGAAUGGAGUGGGUCUGCUCUGCCUGAGGACAUCCAUAGCACCUUCAACUCACUGACCCUUCAGUUUGACAGUGACUUUUUCAUCAGCAAGUCAGGAUUUUCCAUUCAAUUCUCAACAUCUAUUGCAUCCACUUGCAAUGACCCUGGUAUGCCUCAGAAUGGCACUCGCUAUGGAGAUAGCCGAGAACCUGGAGAUACCAUAACUUUUCAAUGUGAUCCUGGAUAUCAGCUUCAAGGACAGGCUAAAAUCACUUGUGUGCAACUAAAUAACCGAUUCUUCUGGCAGCCAGACCCUCCUACAUGCAUAGCUGCAUGUGGAGGAAAUUUGACAGGUCCAGCAGGUGUCAUUUUAUCACCUAACUACCCACAACCAUAUCCUCCUGGGAAAGAAUGUGACUGGAGAAUAAAAGUAAACCCAGACUUUGUCAUAGCCCUGAUUUUCAAAAGUUUCAACAUGGAACCAAGUUAUGAUUUUCUUCAUAUCUAUGAAGGUGAAGAUUCCAAUAGUCCUUUAAUUGGGAGUUUUCAAGGUUCUCAGGCACCAGAAAGAAUAGAGAGCAGUGGAAAUAGUCUGUUUUUGGCUUUUCGAAGUGAUGCUUCAGUUGGCCUAUCUGGAUUUGCUAUUGAAUUUAAAGAAAAGCCCCGGGAAGCCUGUUUUGACCCUGGGAAUAUAAUGAAUGGGACAAGAAUUGGAACAGACUUUAAACUCGGCUCAACUGUGACUUAUCAGUGUGAUUCUGGUUAUAAGAUUGUUGAUCCUUCAUCCAUAACUUGUGUGAUUGGCGUAGAUGGAAAACCUGCCUGGAAUAGAGUCUUGCCAUCUUGCAAUGCUCCCUGUGGAGGACAGUACACUGGAUCAGAAGGGGUAGUUUUGUCACCAAAUUACCCACACAAUUACACAGCUGGUCAGAUGUGCCACUAUUCAAUAACUGUACCAAAGGAAUUUGUUGUGUUUGGGCAGUUUGCCUAUUUUCAGACAGCACUGAAUGAUUUGGCAGAAUUGUUUGAUGGAGCACAUCCACAGGCUAGACUUCUCAGCUCACUUUCUGGUUUCCAUUCAGGGGAAACACUGCCUUUGGCUACGUCCAAUCAAAUUCUAUUGCGGUUCAGUGCAAAAAGUGGUGCAUCUGCCAGGGGAUUCCAUUUUGUUUACCAAGCUGUUCCACGUACAAGUGAUACACAAUGCAGCUCUGUCCCAGAGCCUAGAUAUGGAAGGAGAAUUGGCUCUGAAUUUUCCGCUGGUUCAAUUGUUCGAUUUGAAUGCAACCCUGGAUAUCUACUUCAAGGCUCCAAAGCAAUCCGGUGCCAGUCAGUGCCUAAUGCAUUAGCUCAGUGGAAUGACACAAUACCAAGCUGUGUAGUUCCCUGCAGUGGCAAUUUCACACAAAGGAGAGGCACUAUCCUCUCCCCUGGUUAUCCUGAGCCAUAUGGCAACAACUUGAACUGCAUAUGGAAGAUCAUAGUCACAGAGGGAUCCGGAAUUCAGAUUCAAGUAAUCAGUUUUGCCACAGAACAAAACUGGGAUUCUCUCGAAAUCUAUGAUGGUGCAGAUAUGACUGCACCAAGACUUGGAAGUUUUUCAGGAACUACUGUGCCAGCACUGUUAAACAGUACCUCCAAUCAACUCUAUUUGCACUUUCAAUCAGAUAUUAGUGUGGCAGCAGCAGGCUUUCACCUGGAAUACAAAACUGUUGGCCUUGCAGCAUGCCAAGAACCAGUGCUUCCUAGCAAUGGCAUCAAAAUAGGAGAUAGGUACAUGGUGAAUGAUGUUCUCUACUUCCAGUGUGAGCCAGGAUACACAUUACAGGGUCGUUCUCAUAUUUCUUGUAUGCCAGGAACAGUUCGACGUUGGAAUUAUCCAUCUCCCCUUUGCAUUGCAAAAUGUGGUGGAACACUGAACAGCAUGACUGGAGUGAUCUUGAGUCCAGGUUUUCCUGGCGCUUACCCUAACAAUUUAGAUUGCACCUGGAAGAUCUCUUUGCCUAUUGGUUAUGGUGCACAUAUUCAAUUUCUGAAUUUUUCUACUGAAGCUAAUCAUGACUAUCUUGAAAUUCAAAAUGGACCUUUUCAUACCAGUCCUAUGAUUGGCCAGUUUAGUGGAACUGAUAUCCCUUCAGCCUUGCUAAGCACAACACAUGAAACACUCAUCCAUUUUUAUAGUGAUCAUUCACAAAACAGGCAAGGAUUUAAACUUGCUUAUCAAGCUUAUGAGUUACAAAAUUGCCCUGAUCCUCCACCAUUUCAAAAUGGGUAUAUGGUCAAUUCGGAUUAUAGUGUGGGACAAUCCAUUUCAUUUGAAUGCUAUCCUGGAUAUGUUCUAAUAGGCCAUCCUGUCCUUACCUGUCAGCAUGGGAUCAACAGAAAUUGGAAUUACCCCUUCCCACGAUGUGAUGCACCUUGUGGAUAUAAUGUAACCUCUCAAAAUGGCACAGUUUAUUCCCCAGGAUUUCCAGAUGAAUAUCCAAUUUUAAAGGACUGCAUAUGGCUUAUUACUGUUCCUCAGGGACAUGGAGUUUACAUCAACUUCACCUUGUUACAGACUGAAGCAGUGAAUGAUUACAUUGCAGUCUGGGAUGGUCCUGAUCAGAAUUCACCUCAGCUUGGCAUUUUCAGUGGUAAUACUGCCCUUGAGACAGCUUAUAGCUCCACCAAUCAAGUGCUCCUCAAGUUUCACAGUGACUUUUCAAAUGGAGGUUUCUUUGUCCUCAAUUUCCAUGCUUAUCAGCUGAAGAAGUGUCAGUCUCCACCAGCAGUUCCACAGGCUGAGAUACUCACUGAAGAUAAUGAUUUUGAAAUAGGGGAUUUUGUGAAGUAUCAGUGCCUUCCUGGUUACACACUGUCAGGAACUGAUAUAUUGACCUGUAAGCUCAGUGCUCAGUUGCAAUUUGAGGGAUCUCCCCCAACCUGUAAAGCUCAAUGCCCAGCAAAUGAAGUCCGCACUGAGUCAUCUGGAGUGAUUCUGAGUCCAGGAUAUCCAGGCAAUUACUUUAACUCCCAGACUUGCUCUUGGACCAUUAAAGUGGAAGUAGGCUAUAACAUCACUAUCUUUGUGGAAACAUUCCAGAGUGAGAAGCAGUUUGAUGUACUAGAAAUAUUUGAUGGUUCUUCUGGGCAAAGUCCUUUGUUAGUACUUUUAAGUGGAAAUCACACUGAACAAUCAAAUUAUACAAGCAAGAGUCACCAAUUAUAUUUUCGCUGGUCAACUGAUCAUGCAACGAGUAAGAAAGGAUUUAAGAUCCGUUACUCAGCUCCCUAUUGCAGUUUGACUCAGACCCUGAAGAAUGGAGGCAUUGUGAAUAGGACCAGGGGGCCAGUUGGAAGUCGGGUACAUUAUUUUUGCAAGCCUGGACAUAGAAUGAUUGGUCACAGUAAUGCAACUUGCAGACGCAACCCAAAUGGCAUGUAUCAAUGGGAUUCUCUCACUCCACUCUGCCAGGCUGUUUCCUGUGGCAUUCCAGAAUCUCCUGGAAAUGGAUCUUUUAUGGGUAAUGAGUUCACUUUGGACAGUAAAGUGAAUUAUGAAUGUAACGAAGGCUUCAGGCUAGAAUCUAGUCAACAAGGAACAGCAACUUGUCAAGAAGAUGGAUUGUGGAGUAACAAAGGAAAGCCGCCCACCUGUAAACCGGUGACUUGCCCUAGUAUUGAGACCCAACUUUCAGAGCAUGUUAUCUGGAGACUGGUCUCUGGGUCAGUGAAUGAGUACGGAGCUCAAGUCAUACUGAGUUGCAGCCCUGGUUAUUAUUUAGAUGGUCAAAGACUCAUACAGUGCCAAGCUAAUGGAACAUGGAGUGUAGGAGAUGAAAGGCCAAGUUGUAAGGUUAUCUCAUGUGGAGGCCUGUCUUUUCCACCAAAUGGUAAUAAGAUUGGAACAUUAACCAUAUAUGGAGCAACAGCCAUAUUUACCUGCAACACAGGAUACACUCUUGUUGGUUCACAUGUCAGAGAAUGCUUAGCAAAUGGACUUUGGAGUGGUACAGAAACUCGAUGUCUAGCUGGUCACUGUGGUUCUCCAGAUCCAAUUGUAAAUGGUCAUAUUAGUGGAGAUGGCUUCAGUUAUCGUGACACUGUGGUCUAUCAAUGUAAUCCUGGAUUUAGGCUUGUUGGAACAUCUGUCAGGAUAUGCCUGCAGGAUCACAAGUGGUCUGGACAGACUCCUGUCUGUGUCCCAAUCACAUGUGGACAUCCUGGCAACCCUGCUCAUGGACUGGACAAAUGGCAGUGAAUUCACUUGAAUGAUGUAGUAAACUUCACCUGCACCACAGGUUAUCUCCUUCAAGGUGCAGCAAGAGCCCAAUGUCGGAGUAAUGGCCAAUGGAAGCCUUUACCAAUUUGCAGAGUGGUGAACUGUUCUGAUCCAGGCUUUGUCGAAAAUGCCAUUCGUCAUGGACAACAAAAUUACCCUGAAAGCUUCAAGUAUGGGAUCAGUGUCAUGUACCAUUGCAAGAAGGGCUUUUACUUGCUGGGCUCCUCUGCCUUAACCUGCAAGGCAAAUGGUUUAUGGGAUAGAUCAUUACCCAAAUGUUUGUCUAUUUCGUGUGGACAUCCUGGUGUUCCUGCCAAUGCUAUCCUUACAGGAGAACAAUUUACGUAUGGAUCUAUAAUUCAUUAUUCUUGUACCGUGAGCCGAACUCUCAUAGGAAAUGCUACCAGAGUCUGCCAAGAAGACAGUCACUGGAGUGGAACCCUCCCACACUGUUCAGGAAAUAAUCCAGGGUUUUGUGAUGAUCCAGGAAUACCAGCUCAUGGCUCUAGGCUUGGGGAGGAAUUCAAGGUUAAAAGUCUUCUCCGUUUUUCCUGUGAAAUGGGUUACCAGUUGAGAGGCUCUCCUGAGAGAACAUGCUUGCUCAAUGGGUCUUGGUCUGGAGUACAGCCAGUGUGUGAGGCUGUGUCUUGUGGAAAUCCUGGCACCCCUGCCAAUGGCAUGAUAAUAAACAGUGAUGGAAUACUCUUCUCCAGCUCAGUGAUCUAUGCUUGUUGGGAAGGUUACAAGACUUCAGGGCUGACAACUCGCCAUUGCACAGCCAAUGGGACUUGGACUGGCACUGCUCCUGACUGUACAGUUAUAAGUUGUGGAGAUCCAGGUACCUUGGCAAAUGGCAUUCAGUUUGGAAAUGACUUUACCUUUAAUAAAACUGUGAGCUAUCAGUGUAAUCCAGGAUAUCUGAUGGAACCUGCUAGUGCUUCCAUAAUCCGAUGCACAAAAGAGAGCACUUGGAAUCAGAGUAAACCUGUCUGCAAAGCUGUAAUGUGUGGUCAGCCCCCUCAAGUCCAAUAUGGAAAAGUGGAAGGAACGGAUUACCGCUGGGGGGCCAGCAUAAGUUAUAGUUGUGCUGAGGGCUAUCAGCUUUCCAAUUCAGCAAUUCUUUCGUGUGAAGGACGGGGAGUGUGGAGAGGUGACGUUCCACAGUGCCUGCCUGUAUUUUGUGGUGAUCCUGGCACUCCUGCUGAGGGGAGGAUUAGUGGAAAAAGCUUCAUCUAUAGAUCUGAAGUCUCCUUCCAGUGCAAAUCUCCUUUUAUAUUGAUAGGCUCUUCAAGAAGAAUCUGCCAAGCAGAUGGCACUUGGAGUGGAAUACAGCCCACUUGUAUUGAUCCAGCUCACAAUACCUGUACAGAUCCUGGUACCCCACAUUUUGGAAUGCAGAACAGCUCUAGAGGUUAUGAGGUUGGAAGCACUGUCUUUUUCCGAUGCAGAAAGGGUUACCACAUUCAGGGCUCUACAACACGCUCUUGCCUUGCUAAUUUAACAUGGAGUGGCAUACAGACUGAAUGCAUUCCUCAUGCAUGCAGACAGCCAGAGACUCCAGCCCAUGCAGAUGUGAGAGCAAUAGAUCUUCCUACUUUUGGUUAUACUUUAGUAUAUACCUGUCAUCCCGGAUUUUUUCUCGCGGGUGGAUCUGAGCACCGGACAUGUAAACCAGAUAUGAAAUGGACAGGGAAAUCACCUGUUUGUAAAAGUAAAGGAGUGAGAGAAGUUAAUGAAACAGUUACUAAAACUCCAGUUCCUUCCGAUGUAUUUUUCAUCAACUCAGUGUGGAAAGGCUAUUAUGAGUAUUUAGGGAAAAGACACCCUGCAACUUUAACUGUGGACUGGUUCAACGCAACAAGUAGCAAAGUAAAUGCUACGUUUAUUGAAGGAUCUAACGUGGAGCUAAAACUUUCAGGUGUUUAUAAGAAGGAAGAAGCUCAUUUACUUCUGAAAGUUUUCCAGAUUAAAGGACCAGUGGAAAUUUUUGUAAGCAAGUUCGAAAAUGACAACUGGGGACUAGAUGGUUAUGUAUCAUCAGGGCUUGAAAGAGGGGGAUUUACCUUCCAAGGUGAUAUACAUGGGAAAGACUUUGGAAAAUUCAAGCUAGAAAGACAAGGUCCUUUAAGUAUAGAUCCUGAUUCUUCAAAUCACUAUUAUGGUACAAAUAGCAGUUCUGUUGCAGCUGCCAUUCUAGUUCCAUUCUUUGCGCUAAUUUUAUCAGGUUUUGCAUUUUACCUCUACAAACACAGAACAAGACCAAAAGUACAGUAUAAUGGCUAUGCUGGACAUGAAAACAGUAAUGGACAAGCUUCAUUUGAAAAUCCUAUGUAUGAUACAAACUUAAAACCCACAGAGGCAAAAGCUGUGAGGUUUGACACAACUCUGAACACAGUUUGUACAGUGGUAUAGCCUUCAGUGCCCCCAAAAUGACUGAUUCAUAGCCAUACCUCUGAUGGACAAGCAGUAAUUCCUUUGGUGCCAUAUACCACUCUCCCUUCUACUCUUGGCUUCGCUGCGGUAAUCUUGAACAUCUUCUCCUGGCAUAUACAUGCAGCUGAAAUUCCUAGUAAAAUGGGUCAGAGUCUUCUGGGGAUCAAAUCAAAGACACCAUCUUCAUUCUUGAAAGUGGAUUAAAAGUGCUUGGCUGCAUCUGCUUGAAAUCAAGGCACACUUAAGGAAGACUGCCAAGUCAUGCCAAUUUGUCAUACUUAAUGCCUCAGACUUUCAUAUUCAUAUGUGACUGGGAUGCCUUUCAAUGCAAUCUUUCGGGCACUUGGAUAUAUCCUUUGGGUGCCAUAACAAAACAAGAGCACCACAGUAUGUUUUUGGUUUGGUUUUGUUUUGUUUUAAUCCCCAUGAACAGAAAUGUUCUGAAGGAAAAAAAAAAAAGCUUCCCUAAAAGAGAAGAAAACUUUCUGGUAGAUGCACACACCUACAAAUGCUUUUUGAUGACAUCACUGAGAUGCUCUUGCAGUUGGACAAACUCACAGUAUGUCUCCAAUGUUCAUACAUAGGGCAGUCUGCAAAUUUCCCAGUCAGCUGUUGUAUUGCAGAAUUUUUGAUGCACAAUUUUUUGCACUAGUGUGUUCUGAAUGACUAAAAUUCUGAUACAAACUAUGUAUACAGGGUUUCUACACACUGUCCAUUGUAUAUAAGCAUUAUCUCACAUUGUCAAGCUCAGCAUUCCAUGGUCAGUUUUUUGUUGACCUGUUAGAAAAUAUUCCCCAGAUUUGGCACAGGUUUGAAAAGAAAUGUGAUACCGAAUAGAUUUUUGGGUUUACUUUUAUUCUGUUUUUUUUUGCUCCAUUUAUAUAGAUAAAACCAUUGGGCAUGUCAAGAAAGGGAGAAAAAAAGUCCACCUUCACUUCCAGUAUUUUUUCCCUUCUGAUUGUACCAUUGUCAGUCACUUAUUGUCAGUAUCAUCCUAUUUAACAGCAGGGGGGUUGGCAGCAAUUGCUGCCUGCCGUGUAAAAAUGUGAAUAGUAAUUUAUUUUAGAUAGCUCACAAAACCUGUGAGUUUUAGCUCACAAUACAGUCUUCCCUUUUACAUUACAGCCAUUCUUCCUUUUGACGGGGCAUCAUUUUUUGAUAUUGCAUGAAAGACAAUAUAGUCCACUAACACACAGAACCCAGUGGGAAUUGUCAGUAUCAAAAUACUAUUCAGUUUUUUUUGAGGGGAAAAAUGCAACACUGCUGACCUUGGUUCACAUAAUUUUCUUUAUUAACCACAUCUCUGCUUCAUGCUUUGUAAUCCCCCAGCUGAAAAGAAAAUAUAAUGAUUUUAAAAUCACAGGAAUCCAUGUACCUGAAUUAUGAAUUAAAGAAUAAAUAAUGCUUCUUAUGAAAUUCAAAGGGGACAGAACUACAACAUGAAGGCAGGGGGAAAAAUUAAAUGUGUGUAUGGGUCUGAAGUUCAAGAUGUUAAUUAGCAUUGAUUUUUAUAUUUUGAUAAAAUGAUUAUAAACUUUUAAGUUUUGUGUUAUUAAGUUCUUAACAUUUAAAUUUCACACACUGAAAAACCCCUUCCCUGAAUUCCUAAUUGAAAGUAAUGAAAAUGGAAAUAUUGUUUCUAAAUGGUCUUCUACUUGACAAGGGGUUUAUAGUCUAUUCAAUUCAACCAAGGUUUCUUAAGUACAUACUUUGUACAAUGCACAGUACUAGACCAUUAUCCGGGGAUUUAUUCUAAGAUUUUUUUAAAGUAUUAGUCCAUUAAAAGCAUAGCUCCAAGGUAUGAAAAUAAGGUUUGAAAAAAUGUCAAGGUUUAAAAAAAGGCAUUUUGCUUCAACACUUUCAGUCACAUGCUUUCAGUCAUAGGGCAUCUGAGUGCUAGCUCUUUAUUGAAAGGGCAUAUAAUUUUUAAGGAGACCAAGUAGAUCUCUUCCAGUUUUAUUUUUCAUUUCAGUUUUGCUGGUGAAAACUGUCAUGAAUACAAUGUAUUCUCUCAACAAAUGUCCGACUUGAUAGCACUUCUGGAGUCUGCGUCAUCUCUCAGUUUCUCUCAAUAAAAUGGACAAUGCCAAUAGGACAGAGUAUUGAAUGGCUGACCCAUAGAUUAAUAUCAGAACCUUUGGAUAGGGUUUGAAUUUUCUGUACAAGUGAGAACAAGGUUACCAUACACAUACACUCACUCAUAAACACACACAUACACAAAAACUCACAUUCACACACUAUGUAUAUACAUAUAUAUAAGAUGUAUAUAUCUAAGCUUGAGUCAUUCAAACCAGGUGCAAAAUGCUGACUUCAGAGCCUGAGUGGAUGCUUUCUGCUCCCACACUCCUGACUUGCUGGUUGAUAACAUAAAGGAAUCCUUAGAUGACAGGAGAUAGAU